AAAAUCAGUUGAACAGAGCAGAUAUAAAAACACCCGAGAGAACAACAACAACUCACAUUUCUCUCUUGCGUCUCCAUCUAUCGGAAGGAAGAUGCUUUCAAGGAUCUGGUCCGAGUUUUGGAGAUGGUUGUCAAGUUACUGGCGAUCUUCUGAACUGUCAUAUCAAGCAGCCCUUGACUUUGAACGAAACUUCCGACAUAACCUUCCUCGCCCCGUACUGGAUGAGGCGUUUCGCAGGCUCCCUUCUCAUACAUUGCACGAGAGGGAACUGGCAAUUUAUACUCAAUUCUUUGGAUUUCAUGUUCCCGUGAAUUAUGAAUUGCAAACAGUUGAGGAAGAAGUUAGACAAUCUCGAGAAAGUGUCACUAUCUAUGACGCCUCUUACAAGACGCAAUUCUAUGUAUGGGGAGCAGAUGCGCCGAGGUUCUUGGAUCACAUGGUGACGUCGGAUAUAGCACACAUGGUAGAGGGGAAAUCUGUCGUGACCGUGAUGACAAAUUACUUUGGUGGCAUAAUAGAUGAUCUUCUGAUUUCAAGACUGAGUUCAGACAAAUUUCACGUUGCUGCAAAUAGAACGAAAGUUUGGAGGGAAGUUCAGAAAAGCGUGGCAGAAAGUAGAGGACGGUUGGAUUGCGCAAUUUCUGAAGAAAAAUGCUAUGUUAUGCUGCAAGGUCCUGAAUGUGAAGAUUUCAUAAAAACUUAUGGGACGCAACUUGAAGAGUUACGUUAUUUAGAAUGCAAAGUAAUAGAAAAUGACGGUAUGCGUGGUUACAACCUUGUAACUCGAUAUAGCUAUGUUGGUGAAGAUGGAUUCGUUAUAUCGUGUGGAAAUGUCUCCGGUUACGUACAAGAUCUCAAAAACUUUCUCUAUGAUGAGGACUCGUUUCACCCAGGCUUUCAGUUGAUAGGCCUAGAAGCGAAAGAGUGCCUCAGAAUCGAGGCAGGUGGUUGCCUUUCUACUUGCGACAUUAACGAAAACACAACACCUGUAGAAGCAGGAUUAACGCGUUUAAUCAGUGGAACAAAAAAAAGAUAUGGUGGAUUCCCUGGUUUCGUUAUUGUUUUAAACCAGUAUGAACACAGACCAAAGAAAAUAAGAGCAGGAUUUUCUUCUGAUGUAGGAAGGAUACGCAAAGGAGAUAUAGUUAGAAGCCCCGAUGGAGAGGAAAUUGGAAUUGUUACCAGUGCCACAUAUUCCCCCACACUCAACAAAUUCAUCGCUUUGGGCUAUGUGAAAGCUACUUACCACGGUCGGACACAUGAUUUGAUAUUCAAUGACAACAUUCCAGGAAAGUUUGCAAGUCUGCCAUUUGUUUAUCACAGAUAUUGAACAAUCUCGGAUUCAGAUGAAUAUGAAUCCAAAAAAUUUCUUUAUUACUAAUGGAUUUGAACGAAGUUUUUUUCAAGUGGGAAAAAAAUACUGUUAUUUUGCUUACAACUUUGUAAUAACUGUAUUUGAACAUUUGAUUUACGUUCUAAAUUUAAAGGUGUUGUUUUUACUCUCAUUUUACAAAGUUCAUUUUUCGGAUUUUUUAACUUCAAAUGUUUGAGGUUUAAAUACAAAUAAAUUAACAUAUAAUAUAUCCAUAAUUUCCCUUGAAAAUCUGAACAAGAAAAUCUUUCUUAGCAGUAAUUUAUCUUGAUUAUUUUCCACUUUUAAUAUAAAUAAAUGAUCGAACUGAAGUUAACAUUAUUAAUGCAUUUUAAAAUUUUCUUGGAUUUUAAGUAAAAUAAAUUGCAUAAAAUUUAAUAUUGAAGUUAAAACUAGAAAUGAAGUUCAGAAGAUAAAGUUUACUUUCUUUUUUAUUGAUUUGUACAAUACUAUUAUGGAUUGGCUUUUAAGAGAGCCCUAUGAUCAAUGUUAUAUUGUUGUUAUUUUACAAUAUUAUGUUAUUAUAAUUGUUCAAUGUCUUAUAAAUGCAGCACUAAUUUAAAUGAUUCGAUAUGCGUAAAAAGUUAUUAAUCUAGUUUAACUGACACAGUGAUUUUACUUUCCUGGAUGAAUAAGAGAUGUCUAUUGUUAGACUUUGAUACUUCGUUUUUAUUUCUUGCCAUGAGGUGCUUUUAGGUAUAUAUUUUUUUGUUUAUUCUUCUUAAGAUAUUCAAGAAUUAUCAUGUUCUUUGACGUAUUGCUUCUAUUUUUUUUAUAUUUUAUACAACUAUAUAGUUUAAACUAUAUAGUUUUGCACAAUGCUAUUAUUUAUUGAAUUUUAAGUGAAUCCUUUUCAGUUGUAUCAGUUGUAAAAUAUUCAUCAUUGUGAAAUAUUUUAAUAUGUGUAAAAAGUAUUCAUUUGGUUUAACUGACACAGUGAUUUUACUUAGCAUAUGUAUAAAUAUAUCUAGUGUUAGAAUGUAUAGUAGUAGUAAUUUCCUAAGGCACUUGCCAAGGAAAAGCCAACUGUUCAAAGACAGCGGAGUUAAGCCUAAGGGGGAGCGCCUCUUGUUUUCAUCGUAGAGCCAACUUGGGCCAAGAGUUAGAAUGCAUAAAUAUAUCUAGUGUUAGACUUUGAUACUUGCUUUUUAUUUCUUACCAUGAUGUGCUUUUAGGCAUAUAAUUUUUGUUUAUUCUUCUUAAGAUAUUCAAGAAUUAUCAUAUUGUUUGACGUUUUGCCUACUUUUUUUAUAGUUUAUACAAUACUAUUAUUUAUUGAAUUUUAAGUGAAUCCUUUUCAGUUGUAU
Argiope bruennichi is the source of this 2679-nucleotide messenger RNA. RefSeq lists its product as uncharacterized. NCBI's taxonomy places the organism in Eukaryota, Metazoa, Arthropoda, Arachnida, Araneae, Araneidae. The transcript has 9 exons. The record is from RefSeq and is a predicted model, not a curated record. Bases 92 to 1330 code for a protein of 412 amino acids. Gene Ontology annotation, molecular function: protein binding.